This is a messenger RNA of Pseudophryne corroboree (corroboree frog), 5967 nucleotides long. RefSeq names its product calcium sensing receptor (gene CASR). Gene Ontology annotation, biological process: G protein-coupled receptor signaling pathway; regulation of calcium ion transport; intracellular calcium ion homeostasis. Gene Ontology annotation, cellular component: plasma membrane. The transcript has 7 exons. The coding region runs from base 2256 to 5393 and encodes 1045 amino acids. The record is from RefSeq and is a predicted model, not a curated record. Gene Ontology annotation, molecular function: calcium ion binding; G protein-coupled receptor activity. Lineage: Eukaryota; Metazoa; Chordata; Amphibia; Anura; Myobatrachidae.
GAGGAGACGCCGGGUUUGGAUGCAGAGACUCAGCCUCGGAGUGGGUGACAUUAUUAUAUGCUGCAUUCAGUGCACGGUACAGAGGGGGAGCAGGCUGGGAGGUGGCAGCGGGACAUUGGGGGGAUCAGGAGGGUGUAAGGCUGCAGGAGAGGGAGCUAGAGAGUGAGACGAGAGAGAAGGGACCUACCUGCAGUAGAUGCCUGGUGGAUGCUGGGGGUGAUGGUGGAACUUGGCUGCUGGGGUUGGUGAUAGAGGUGACAGCACGUUAUAUACAGCAAUAGCUCUCCAUAUGGGAAGUGUAUAUAGAAUAUAUGGGAGAGGUCCUUUAGGAACUCUUCUGUAGGGAGUGUGUGGACCUUGGUGUAUAGGGGCAUAGCUGUGACCAGAUACAUUGCUGUGUUAUUACCUGUGCAGUGAUAUAUAGGGACAUCGGUGUGUUAUUACCUGUGCAGUGAUAUAUAGGAACAUCGGUGUGUGUUAUUACCUGUGCAGUGAUAUAUAGGGACAUUGGUGUGUUAUUACCUGUGCAGUGAUAUAUAGGGACAUCGGUGUGUGUUAUUGCCUGUGCAGUGAUAUAUAGGGACAUCGGUGUGUGUUAUUACAUGUGCAGUGAUAUAUAGGGACAUCGGUGUGUGUUAUUACCUGUGCAGUGAUAUAUAGGGACAUCGGUGUGUGUUAUUACCUGUGCAGUGAUAUAUAGGGACAUCGGUGUGUUAUUACCUGUGCAGUGAUAUAUAGGGACAUUGGUGUGUUAUUACCUGUGCAGUGAUAUAUAGGGACAUUGGUGUGUUAUUACCUGUGAAGUGAUAUAUAGGGACAUUGGUGUGUUAUUACCUGUGCAGUGAUAUAUAGGGACAUUGGUGUGUUAUUACCUGUGCAGUGAUAUAUAGGGACAUUGGUGUGUGUUAUUAUCUGUGCAGUGAUAUAUAGGGACAUCGGUGUGGGUUAUUACCUGUGCAGUGAUAUAUAGGGACAUUGGUGUGUGUUAUUACCUGUGAAGUGAUAUAUAGGGACAUUGGUGUGUUAUUACCUGUGCAGUGAUAUAUAGGGACAUUGGUGUGUUAUUACCUGUGCAGUGAUAUAUAGGGACAUUGGUGUGUGUUAUUACCUUUGCAGUGAUAUAUAGGGACAUUGGUGUGUGUUAUUACCUGUGCAGUGAUAUAUAGGGACACCGGCGUGUGUUAUUAUCUAUGCAGUGAUAUAUAGGGACACCGGUGUGUGUUAUUAUCUAUGCAGUGAUAUAUAAGGACACUGGUGUGUAUAAUGCUGUUACUUGUACAGUGAUAUAUAGAGACAUCACUGGGUACUGUACUCCGGUCUGUACAGUGUUUGCAGAGAGCAGGUGGUUUGGCUGCAGUUCCACAUGUGUUAGUGCCAUAUUGGUAUAGGGUUCCCAGCAGCCCUGACGCUGAUCCCUGCCGUGCGGACUAGAGGAGAGCCCAGGAGUGCAGCAGAUAUAGGGGCAUAACCUAUAGGAGAGCCCAGGAGUGCAGGGCAUAUAGGGACACCAUCUAUAGGAGAGCAGAAGAGUGCAGGGCAUAUAGGGACACCAUCUGUAGGAGAGCCCAGGAGUGCAGCAGAUAUAGGGCAUAAUCUAAAGUAGAGCCUUGGAGUGUAGAGCAUAUAGGGACAUUAUCUAUAGGAGAGCCCAAGAGUACAGGAUCUAUAGGGACACAAUCUAUAAGAGAUACCAGGAGCGCAGGACACAAUCUAUAGGAGAUCCUAGCAGUGCAGGACAUAUGGGGCAUAGUCUACAGGAGAGCCCAGGAGUGCAGGACAUAUAGGAACAUAAUCUAUAGGAGAUCCUAGCACAUACUGUAUAGAGAUACCAUCUAUAGGAGAGCCCAGGACAUAUAGGGUUCAGCAUUGUGUAUGGUGGGUGUUAGUGGUGGGAAGGCUGACAUUUCAGGCUUCUGUGCAUCUAUAGCACUGGGGGACUGAGUCGGAGACUCUGGGGGGCUCAGUGACAUUCAAGGAUCUAAGGACUCUGGACCCCAGGACGCUUUACACGGAGCACCUGGUAAUUCCUGGCCGGGCUCCCAUCCGGCUCCCUCCAGGGCGAUGGGUUUCACAUGACAGAGAGAGGCGGUUACAGAACGACUGCGAUGGAGAAGGCCGCUUUGGGGACAUUACCGUUACACCGACAGCCUCUUUUCCACCGGUUUCACUUUAGAAAUGAGGCGGCAGCCCUCCUCACUCCAUAGUAGGGCCAGCAGUUACCAGCUUCCAGAGUGCCUGCCUGACCUUCAUGUCCCAUGCUCUCCUCAUCCUUCCUCUACACCGAGACACCACACGGGAGAAGGAUGAAUCACUACAUCCGCUGCCUCCUGUUGCUCAGCUUCGCCCUGGACUCUUCAUCUUAUGGACCCAACACCAGAGCCCAGAAGAAGGGAGACAUCAUCCUCGGUGGCCUCUUCCCUAUUCAUUUUGGAGUGAAUUCUAAAGAUGAGAUAUUAGAGUCAAGGCCGGAAUCUCUGGAAUGCACCAGAUACAAUUUCCGUGGCUUCCGCUGGCUACAGGCUAUGAUCUUCGCCAUAGAAGAAAUCAACAACUCCACCACUCUGCUGCCCAACAUAACACUGGGCUACAGAAUCUUCGACACGUGUAACACGGUAUCCAAGGCUCUAGAGGCCACCCUCAGCUUCGUGGCUCAGAACAAGAUCGACUCGCUCAACUUGGAUGACUUCUGUAAUUGUUCGGAGCACAUGCCGUCCACCAUCGCGGUGGUGGGAGCAACUGGUUCUGGAAUAUCCACCGCCGUGGCCAAUCUGCUCGGGCUUUUCCAUAUACCUCAGGUCAGUUACGCCUCCUCAAGCCGCCUUCUAAGCAACAAAAACCAAUACAAAUCCUUUUUACGCACUAUGCCGAAUGAUGAGCAUCAAGCCACGGCCAUGGCGGACAUCAUUGAGUAUUUCCAGUGGAACUGGGUGGGAACCAUUGCUGCAGAUGAUGACUACGGGCGGCCAGGGAUUGAAAAGUUUCGGGAGGAAGCGGAGGAGCGGGACAUCUGCAUAGACUUCAGUGAGCUCAUAUCACAGUAUACGCCAUUAGAGGAAAUUCAAAAAGUGGUCGACGUCAUUCAGAACUCAACGGCCAAAGUCAUAGUUGUCUUCUCCAGUGGACCUGACCUGGAGCCACUGAUCAAGGAGAUUGUCAGGCGCAAUAUCACAGGGCGCAUCUGGCUUGCCAGCGAGGCCUGGGCCAGCUCGUCUUUGAUCGCCAUCCCGGAAUACUUCCAUGUCAUUGGUGGCACCAUUGGGUUUGCGUUGAGGGCGGCCCAAAUCCCCGGAUUUCGUGAAUUCCUACACAAGGUGCACCCAAAGAUGUCUAGUAGCAAUGGCUUUCUCAAAGAGUUCUGGGAAGAGACCUUCAACUGUUACAUGCCCGGGGGGUCUAAGAAGAGCGAGGACUUCAACAACAUCACAGCUUGCACCGGCCAGGAGAAUAUUACCAGCGUGGAGACGCCGUAUCUGGAUUUUACUCACUUGCGGAUAUCCUACAAUGUAUAUUUGGCUGUAUAUUCCAUUGCCCAUGCACUGCAGAACAUAUACACAUGUACGCCCGGGAAAGGGCUCUUUGCCAACGGUUCUUGCGCAGAUAUAAAGAAGGUGGAAGCCUGGCAGGUCCUGAAAUAUCUGCGGCACCUCAACUUCACCAACAACAUGGGGGAACAUGUGGACUUCAACGACCUUGGCGACCUGGUGGGGAACUACACCAUCAUUAACUGGCAUCUGUCCAACGAGGACGGCUCGGACGAGGUUGUCUUUGAAGACAUCGGCCACUACAAUGUGUACGCCAAGAAAGGGGAUCAGCUGCUGAUCAACGAGAGCAAGAUCCUGUGGAGUGGGUUCUCCCGAGAGGUUCCUUUCUCCAACUGCAGCAGGAUCUGCCAGGAAGGCACCAGAAAGGGGAUUAUAGAGGGAGAACCCACCUGCUGCUUUAUGUGUGAGGACUGCCCAGAGGGAGAGUACUCAGACGAGACAGAUGCAAGUGCCUGCGAGAAAUGUGCGACGGAUUACUGGUCCAACGAGAACCACACAUCCUGCAUCGCCAAAGAGAUUGAGUUCCUCUCCUGGACAGAACCCUUCGGGAUAGCCCUCACAAUGUUUGCCAUCUUGGGAAUAUGCCUUACCUCCUUUGUGCUAAGCGUUUUCAUAAAAUUCCGCAACACGCCCAUUGUCAAGGCAACCAAUCGGGAGCUCUCGUAUCUACUCCUCUUCUCCCUGUUGUGUUGCUUCACUAGUUCCUUGUUUUUCAUUGGAGAACCCGAAGACUGGACAUGCCGGUUGCGGCAGCCGGCUUUUGGCAUCAGCUUCGUGCUGUGUAUUUCCUGCAUUUUGGUGAAGACCAAUCGCAUUCUUCUUGUGUUUGAAGCCAAGAUCCCCACCAGCUUCCACAGAAAGUGGUGGGGGGUGAACCUGCAGUUUCUCCUUGUGUUCCUGUGCACCUUUGUGCAGAUUGUGACCUGUAUAAUUUGGCUUUACACAGCACCCCCCAAGAGUGCUAAAAAUCACGAAGAUGAGAUCAUUUUUGUUAUAUGUAAUGAGGGAUCAUUGAUGGCUCUGGGGUUCCUUAUUGGCUACACAUGUCUGCUGGCAGCCGUCUGCUUCUUCUUUGCUUUCAAGGCCCGGAAACUGCCCGAAAAUUUCAAUGAAGCCAAAUUUAUCACUUUCAGCAUGCUCAUAUUCUUCAUUGUUUGGAUAUCCUUCAUUCCGGCUUAUGUGAGCACCUACGGAAAGUACGUGUCGGCCGUUGAGGUCAUUGCUAUCUUAGCCUCCAGUUUUGGCUUGCUGGCUUGCAUCUUUUUCAACAAGGUCUACAUCAUCUUAUUCAAACCAUCCAGGAACACCAUAGAAGAGGUCCGCUGCAGCACCGUAGCUCACGCAUUUAAGGUUGCAGCUAGGGCCACUCUGAGACGUAGCAAUGUUUCCCACAAAAGGUCCAAUAGCUUGGGCGGGUCAACGGGUUCCACUCCAUCAUCUUCAAUCAGCAGCAAGAGCAACCAUGAUGAACACUUCUCUGUAGCAGAUCGAGCCAGAGCCUGCAAACAGAAGGUGAGCUUUGGCAGUGGCACAGUCACCAUGUCUCUGAGCUUUGAGGAACCCUCAAAGAAUUCGGUGUCCAACAAAGGCACGAAAUCCAAGAACUUGCUGGAGGGAAAGAACAGUGACGACAGUUUGAUGAGGCACAGGGCUUUGCUCCGACACCAAAACAGUGAUGGAGGUAGCGAGUCAAGCUUCAGAACAGCCUCCAACAUUGAUGAGUCACAGUCGCAGGAGUAUGUCAGUCAAGUCAUCCCAGAUAACCAAAGUAUCGAAGUUCCUUCAACUCAGAUGGAGACUCUGAAGAACGACAUUGAUGGAGUUAUCACAGAUAACAUGAUUAAGUCUUAAUAACGCUGUUAGGUCUUCAUUGUUUGCAUCGUCGGUGAAAUUAAUAUACCACAGUAUAUUGUGUGAGACCUGAGUAUGGUCAGACAGGAACAAAGACUUCCUUCUUCUGGAAUACGAAGGACAGUUCUUGAAAGGAUUGGUGGAUCCUUCGAAGGGACAUGCACCAACAUUAUUGGAGAUUUCUCUCUCCGCCUUGUGUAUUAAUGUUAAAUGAAUGAGGGAACAUUUAGUAUUACAUACAUUGUCGUUUGUUUUGGUUAAACCCACACAUACUGUACUCCCUGCUCCAGAGAUUUCCUGUUCAAUGUCAAAUAUAUCCAGAAAACCUGUUUAAGCAAUGGAUCCAUUAUAGGUGAAAUAUUGCCCUGUGAUAAAUGUUGAAUAUGUAUGUAUGUGUGCGUGUGUGUUGUGUAUGUGUGCGUGUGUGUGUGUCUGUAUGUUUAGACCUGUGAAUUACUGCUACGUUAUAUACAAUUCCUGUGCUGUGAAGUGCGGAGAAGGAGUAGGUGUUCCGCCACUGGGCGAUGCUGGUCUGUCUGCACUGAUGAUAUUGGAAAAUUAUAAAUAAAAUGUA